Molecule: messenger RNA, 3386 nt
Organism: Effrenium voratum
Lineage: Eukaryota; Dinophyceae; Suessiales; Symbiodiniaceae
Source: the annotation of a GenBank genome assembly
GCCGCUUGCAAGUGCCGGCCGGCGCAGAGCUAUGCGUCUUCUGCGACUACGACCUGAUGGCUGCGGGAUGCUUGACGGCUGCCGGCCGUCGUUCCAUCCUGGUUAAGCUCCGGGCCAUGGCUGAUCCGAAUCUCCAGAGCAUUGCCCAGGACCUGAUCCCUCUUGAGUUCCGCGACCACUUUGAGCACGGCAUGCGCCAGAAGAAGUUCUGCAGCCGGUUUGAAGGUGAGGCCUGCGUCUUCGCUCUGGCCAGGUCCGGCGGCCCGGCGCAGACCCAGAAGCGCCAGGCUGGCUGCUGCCUCUUCUGCAACCCCGACGCAAUUGGCGCCAAGGUGGACGCGCCUGGCGGUCUCAAGCAAAUCGCAACUGCGUUGCGGAAGAUGUGUGAGGCAGCAAGGGAGAAGGCCCUGGCGGAGCGCCUCCCUGAGGAUGUUCGCGCCCAGAUCCGGGAGCUACUUGCGCCCAAGCCGUCUCGGCGGCGCCGGCUCGGCGUCCCGCCGCCGCCCGAAGAGCUUCGGAGCCGCUGGGCGCCCCUCCUGGCCAAGCGGCAGAGCACCAAGCCGCCCGCCAGCGCCGCGGAGAAGAAGGCCCACCGCGAGCGGGCGCUAGCUGACAGGGCUCGUGGGCGCAAGCACGCCGGUCGUGCAAAAGAGCGUGCUGUCCGGGAUGCCCCGGUGGACAUCGCGCCCCCGGUUCCGCUGGCCAAGCGCUCCGCUCGAGCCAUUGGGCUGGAGCGCUGGGCGCUGCACUACGCCUGGGCGCAGUGCGCCGAGUGCGGCCUUAUGCUGCCAAAGGACCUGACGCAGAAGUCGCUGCUCCACGACCAGCCGGCCACGGUGUUGCCGUCGCAGUGCUUCCGCUGCCGCGGUGCUAGGGAUCUUCCCGCGCCCAGGCCGGAGGCCAAGGCUGCCCGCAAGUUCCUGCGCUCCAACGCCGACUCCGCCUACGGCGAGUUUGCGAUCGAGCACGAGCAGUUCCUGGCAGAGAACCCGGACGCGGACCAGACUGAUGAGGCGGAGGAGGAGGGCGCGGACGACGACCUGGUCCGACACAGUGUGAAGCGGCUCUACAACGCUCUGGCUUUGAGCAGCUUGCUCGGCUACACCGAGCACUAUGAGAUCUUGCAAUUCGUCUACGAUCUGCACUUGUGGUCGGACUUGGGGGCCAAGCGGUCGCUGGGGACGGGGGUGCCGAUGAGGCUCAUGAUGGCCGGCUCGUCGUUCAGCCCAAUUUAUUGGAAGCGGGUCCACAACGGCUUGACCGACCUUGUCCGGCAGGUUGGCUUCCCGAAGUUUUUCUUCACCUUGGCUCCGUCGGAGUGGACACUGCCGUAUCACGGCUUUGUCCUCGACGGCAUGUCAAAGCUCCUGCGAGCACGGCUGCGGCUGCCGGUGGAAGAAACCCUCCACAUCGUCCACGUCCUUCUGCAAACCGGCAAGGGUCUGCUGCUGGGCGACACAGGCAGCCGCAAGGAUUGGAAGGACCACGUGUUUGCAGUCCGGGACGAGACGGGCCAAGGCCGCAAGCUCCACGGGUUUGUCCGGAUUGAGUUCCAAGAUGGAACGCGCCGGGUCGAGACGCAGAGCUACCAUGGGUCCGGCCGACCGCAUCUCCACCUCCUCGUCUUCGGCGACGAUGACCUCGUUCGCUCCCUGGACGUGUCGAGCUUUGCCAGCGCCUCGAUGCCGGAGGACGAGGACAUGGCGGGGUACGUCCGCGGCUCGCAGUUGGACCAGAAGCAAGACAGCGGCCGCCGGGUCUUUGUGGAGGAGACCCGCUACGACGAGGAGGCCCGUGCCUGGCGUCUGCGGCACCUGCCGGCCGAUCAUACCCUUGGCUUGCGAGGCUACCUGCCGGACGUGAUGGAUGCGUUGAAGUGUCAUCAGGACCUCCUUAUCGGGGAGGACCGGACGGGGCUGCUGCGGCAGUAUGUCGCCAAGUACCUUGCAAAGUUCUCCGACUCGGCCUCCCAAGACUGGCUCAACGACGAGGCGGACGCCGUGAGCAUUGCCGCCACUGUCCUGAACCGCUAUCACCCCAUGGAGCCCGAAAUGGUCCUGCAGCUUUUUGGGGCGAAGCUGCGCCAGUGGCACUUUACGACUGUGGGCGGGGGCAAGCGCGACUUCCUUGUGCCGCUGCCGGAUGCGGCCGACCUGCCCGAGCACCACCCUGUGAGACUCUACGAGAACUCGGCCUGGGCCCGCGGCAAGAUCAGCCUCCUCGACUUCUUGCGCAAGACGAACGCUGAUGGGCAAAUCUGCGCCUGGCUGAAGAAGCGCCACGCCGAACUGGGCGAGCCGGAGGAGUGUGUGGAGGCCUUUGCAAGGAGGUAUCAGCCGCAGGGCGAGAAGGUCGUGGCGGCCGAGAUGCUCUCAAGGCUUAGCGACCGCCACUACGGCCAGCGCCUCGUGCUCUUCAAGCCGUUCCGGCGGCUGAGCGAUUUUGUCAACGAGGCCCAGCUUGCCAAGGUUCCGCAGCAGCACCGCUACCUGGCCAUGGCUCUGCUCAACGGCGAGCUCCGGGACGAGAGGCGAAUCGACGAAGAUUUGAAGGUUGAGGGCCACAGCCGCGCCACGUCCCAGAGUGUGAAGGGCAUGAUCGCGGCGAACAAGGGCCUGAUCGAGGACUACCUGGCCGGCCGCGCGCCGGAAGAGGCCGGCCCGCCGCAGCGGCCGCCUGGCCGUGCGGCCGUCAUCCACAACAGCCAGCAACGGCAGUUCAAACGUUUGCUGGACGCAGCCGUGGCCAGGUCUCUGGACGGCCGCAGUGCGGAUGAGGCGGCAGCGGAGGAAGCCGCAGCCCGGGCCCGCGCGGAGGCAAAGGCAUUGGCCUGCAUGGGGCCGCCGGGCACGGGCAAGACUACCGUCUGCCACGAAAAGAUCGAGGAGCUGCUGGCGACCAACAGCAAGGUCCUCUUUGCCCUGCCGACCGCCCAGCUGGCAAGUCGUAUGAAGGAGCGCUACGGCCGGCGCGAGGGGCUGGCCAUCGACACGUGCCACGCGGCCAUUGGCUUCAACGAGAACCUUGCGGGCUACCUGCCCAUCUUGGUUGCUUACGACCUUAUCGUGGUGGACGAGGUCUCGCAGCUCUCCGCGCAGCAGGGCGACCACAUCCUCAAACUCUGGGACGCGGCCGACCGCCUCCCCGCUCUGGUCUUCUUGGGCGACAAGUGGCAGAUGGGCGGCUACGGCGACAGGCGCCCCUGGGAACGCCGCGCUUGGCAGCAGCGCGUCUGGAAGACGGACUUUUACAAGAGCUACCGCUGCCAAGACCCAGAAUUUGAGAAGCUGCUGCAGAAGCUGCGGACGGCCAAGCCAGACGCGGCCACGCUGAAGAGCCUGCAGAAGCGAAAGGCCAACCCAGCUUGCCGCGGCGCGCCGGCGGGA